GUUUCCUAUAUUAUUCGUCGUGUUAUUUGUCGUUUCAAUUUUAAUAUUUGUACUAUUCGAUUUUUUGGAAUUUAUUUUGUCUUUAGGCAUCUUACUUUCUAGAUAUUUGCUACUUUUUCACCAAACGAUUGUAAACGUGUUAUGUACGUGGCUGACAUUUCCGCUUUCCUUUUGUUGCUUGAGCGUCGGUCUGUCUUCUUGUCUUUCAAUGGAGUCUAGUCGUCGCAACACCAACGAUCUGAUGAUAAGAGCUGGAGAGUGGGACACUCAAACGAAGAACGAAAUUCUGCCCCAUGUCGACGUGAAUGUGGGUGAAAGCAUAGUGCACGAGAACUACUAUGCCGGAGGUCUGCACAACGAUAUAGCACUGCUCGUCUUUCAACGGCCUCCAGUUGUCCAAUACAUAAAUACAGUUUGCCUUCCACCCCGCAACACAGUGCCCAACAUUGCUACAUGCACUGCUACAGGCUGGGGCAAGGAUGAGUAUGGCAAAGAGGGGAAGUACCAAGUGAUAAUGAAGAGAAUAGACCUUCCGAUUGUUUCAAGACAUGUAUGCGAGACAAAAUUGAGGCAGACAAGGCUGGGACAAUUUUUCAGACUGCAUGAUAGUUUUGUUUGUGCCGGCGGAGAGCUGGGACGUGAUACUUGUAAGGGCGACGGAGGAGGUCCAUUGGUUUGUCCAAUAGCAGGCACUCUGGAGCGUUACUACCAGACCGGAAUCAUAGCCUGUGGAACCGCCACACCUGGCGUUUAUGUCAACACCGCCCUAUUCAGAAACUGGAUAGACCAGAAGAUGUGACUCUUCAACUUUGACACAUCUUACUACAAUUAUCAGUGAAUGCUUUCAACCAAUGAUUUGAAUUAUUUAAUAGUUGAUGGCAUGGAGAAAAGAUAGCAUAAUUAGAUAUUCCAUGGUGUAGGUCGUUUACGGUCCAAAUUUCAAGCCGUUUUUUGUCUACUGAAGACGAUUACUGUCGACUAUUAGUCCGAUCUCAGUAGGCGUCAAAUAAUCUGCAAAACCGUAGAAACCAGUCCGAAAAAACAAAACAACUAUUACUUAUUGUUGGGAGUGUAGGCUCAACUCACACGACUCAGGUCGAGAAGAGACUCGACUCUAAUCGAGAGCAUGUGUUUCCAAAUGGUGACACUCAGACCUGUCGACUCUAGUCUCCGCGACUGUCACCAUUUGAAAACACAUGCUCUCGACUAGAGUCGAGUCUCUUCUAGACCUGAGUCGAAUAAGUGUGAGUUGAGCCUAAGAGUGUAAGAACGGCACAGUAUGAGCGUCUAUAGUGAGGUCUACGUUAUAAUAGCAGUGAAGAAAGAUUGGAGAGCAACGUUGCCGAUCCUUUGUCUUGUCAAUGCCUUCUAAAGACGGUAGCUAAUACAGGUUUAUUGAUGUAAUAAUUAAGUUCAUUCUCGUUCAAGAUAAUCAAUUUAUUUUUUAUGAAACAAGAAAUUAUACUUUUCAAUAACUUAAAAAUGAAUCUUCAUAAUUAAGAUAAAAUAUUUUGUUAAUUAAUUAUUAAUUCUACAUUGUAAAAGACGAUCUGGCAACAGAGCAAAGCGAGAAAGAGAUAGCGCUUUGUUUAAUGAUAGACAAGGAUAGCAAUACCAUUGCUAAUCAAACACUGCCAUUAUAACGUGGACCUCACUAUACCAGCAUCACAAGAAAAAGAACUACUACGACGUAAACAUUUAACAUAAACGCCCUAUACCAUGAGAUAUCUUCUUAUGCUAUCUUCUCUCUAUGCUAAUGGUCUGAGAAUAAUUAAUUGUAUUUUUAGAGUAGUGGAGCAAAACGUGGCAUGACUGGGAGCAGGGGAAUAGCUUUGUUAAAAGUCUAAAGCAUCUAGAUUUAAAAAUUUACUUUUCCUAGUUACCUUGAAAAGUGACCAUUCCUGCACUGAUUACAGAACACAAAGAAUCACUUUUCCGCUCUAGUGCGCAAAGUGUCACUUUGCGUACUCCAGAUUUGCAACAUGACAACACAAAAUAGUUGGUGGGUUCUAUGGAGGAUUAGUGCAAAACAAAAAUUAAGUUGGUAACAAUGACUGUGGUUAGAUUUAGAUAAGAAUCAUUUCAAUGGCUACCCUACAUUUAUGAUAAAAUCCCAAUCUAGAAAUCCAAAACCAGAAUAAUGUUCAUCUAAGUCAUAAUUAAAUAAUCAUCAUUUAAUAAUAAAUAAUAGUUCUUUUCUAUUGAUAAUUAUUAUUUCAACUGCAAGCAAUGAGAAAGUAGCAAAUAUACAUUAUAAAAUUCGAAUUUUGAGGUUAAAUGAUUACCGUUCGAUAUCCAUAUAGAUAAAAAUAAUAAAAAACAUAAGAAUACUACAAUAAAAAAUAUUCUCUGUUGUAUAUGUUAUUUUUAUAAAUAUUUUUCA
Molecule: messenger RNA, 2383 nt
Organism: Nilaparvata lugens (brown planthopper)
Lineage: Eukaryota; Metazoa; Arthropoda; Insecta; Hemiptera; Delphacidae
Product: phenoloxidase-activating factor 2-like
Biological process (GO): proteolysis
Molecular function (GO): serine-type endopeptidase activity
Source: RefSeq, a predicted model, not a curated record